This is a messenger RNA of Actinia tenebrosa (Australian red waratah sea anemone), 1002 nucleotides long. RefSeq names its product ribonuclease H2 subunit C. Lineage: Eukaryota; Metazoa; Cnidaria; Anthozoa; Actiniaria; Actiniidae. Gene Ontology annotation, biological process: RNA catabolic process. Gene Ontology annotation, cellular component: ribonuclease H2 complex. The record is from RefSeq and is a predicted model, not a curated record.
UUUUCGCGCCAUUAUUUUUUGGUGUUUGGUUGAAAAUGUCGGGAUCAGGAAAUGUAGUUGUGAAUUCUUCAUCACUUGAUAGCGCUGUAGAAACAACUCGUAUCCACUUGAUGCCUUGUACUAUUCAUCACAAUGGGGAUGCUGAUGUAGCGAGUUAUUUUGAUCCGAUUGUCGAUGGAGUGGCUGUGAAGACAGAGAGUGGGUCCAAUACCAACGACAAAGAUUUGUCAGGCUCCUUUCGUGGCCGGAUCCUUAAAGGUACCACAGUGAGUUUACCAGUGGGUUAUAAUGGAUAUGUAUUGAAAGAAGACAGGAAACCAUACACUGAUGAAGAGGAUCGUACCCUUCGAGCUACGCACAAGUUUUCACAAUUCAACUACUGGAAUUUAGAAACGCCACCGUCUGAAAAUGACGCGAUGACCAAGGCAAUGCAGUGGAUUGAUAUUGCAUCUGCGCUUCAUGGUAAUGAAGACGAUAUUCAGAAUGCAACUCCAGACACUAUAAGAUAAUGUAUAUUCAACAAAGACCUUUAGAAGUUUUUUUAGUGACAGUUUGUAACAGUUUUAGAGCUGUUGAAAUAGAGAGAAAUUCUGUAUCCGUAUGUUAUGUACAUCAAACAAUAGAGUGCUCACACUAAAUCCGUGAAACAAAUACUAAUUUUUAGCACUAAAUAGUGAUAAUUAAACAAUAGGAAACAAAGGAUUCUGUAUGAAAUAGUACUAAUUAGUACUAUUUAAUGUUCACGGUUUUAGUGCGUGCACUCUACGAAAUCAUCUUAUGGAAAAAAUAACUGUCAACUCAAGAGGAAUUUUCUUGAAGGCUACAGACUUUAUGCUCACCUAUUCUGGAAUUGGUUGGAUUCUAUUUAUUUCCUUUUCAUUGAUUAGAGAGGUAACAUGGUAACAUUAAACAAGGUAACAUUAAAUCUUCAGGUUGCUAAGCAACAGCUAUUAGAUGUCUUAUACUUAAUUAACCGAAAUAAACUGUGCACGUCUAAUAUAA